CCGCUCGGCGCACGCCGCGCCGCAACGCGCCUCGCGCAAAAUUCCAAAUAUGGAAUUCGAAAUUCAAAAGUGACAGCUCGCUCUUUUCUGCCCCAAAAACGAUACGCGCGUGACGUAUUCCUUUUUUAAAGUGGAAGAUGCCAGUUAUUGUGUGGAUCGAUUUUUUUUUCUGAAUUUUUAAUGUGGCAGUGCGGCAGUGGCGUUUUGAGCCAAUGUGAAACACGGCCUUUUGAUACAGAUUUUUCAUGAAACCCUGGGCAAGGGGUGAUCUACGGCGUCGGCAGCGCCUAAUCAUUCACGAUUAGCCCCUCCACCACUCGCAAUGAGCCCGUACGUAAAGCUGAGCAGACUCGAGAGCGACUACAUUGCGGUGAUGUGGAGACGAGGUCAGAGUCGGGCACCAUAGCAGUGUAUUCUAUGUACUGCCGGACUGAGGAGUGAGCAAAAAUGAAUCUCCUCAACAUGGACGCGGAGAACCGCGUGGUUCUCAACGUGGGCGGGAUCCGUCAUGAGACUUACAAGGCAACGCUCAAGAAGAUUCCCGCGACACGGCUCUCGCGGCUGACGGAAGCACUCGCCAACUACGACCCCGUGCUCAACGAGUACUUCUUCGACCGCCACCCCGGCGUCUUCGCACAGGUCCUCAACUAUUACAGGACCGGCAAACUCCACUACCCCACAGACGUGUGUGGGCCGCUCUUCGAAGAGGAGCUGGAGUUCUGGGGGCUGGACGCUAACCAGGUGGAGCCCUGCUGCUGGAUGACGUAUACGCAGCAUCGAGACACCCAAGAAACGCUGGCAGUCCUAGACCGGCUGGAUCUGGACACGGAGAAGCCUUCUGAUGAGGAGGUGGCUCGCAAGUUCGGCUUCGAAGAAGACUAUUAUAAUGGCACCGUCUCCUGGUGGCAGCAGCUCAAGCCGCAGAUGUGGUCGCUUUUCGAUGAACCCUACAGCUCCAAUGCUGCUAAGAUAAUCGGCGUGAUAUCAGUGUUUUUCAUCUGCGUGUCGAUCAUAUCGUUCUGUCUCAAAACCCACCCGGACAUGCGAGUGCCAGUGAUAAGAAACUAUACGGUGACGACCGCAAACCAAACGCAAUCGUGGGCGUUGGACAAAGUGCAAACAAACGCCCAUGUCGCGUUCUUCUACAUCGAAUGUGUGUGCAACGCGUGGUUCACUCUAGAGAUCCUCGUUCGCUUCAUCUCAUCCCCAAACAAGUGUGAAUUCGUGAAAUCAUCCGUCAACAUCAUCGACUACAUCGCUACGAUGAGUUUCUACAUCGACCUCAUUCUCCAAAAGUACGCUUCCCACGUGGAGAACGCCGACAUUCUGGAGUUCUUCUCCAUUAUUAGAAUCAUGAGGCUCUUCAAGCUCACCAGACAUUCGUCCGGCUUGAAAAUCUUGAUUCAGACAUUCAGAGCGUCGGCUAAGGAACUGACUUUAUUAGUAUUCUUUUUAGUGCUCGGUAUUGUAAUUUUCGCGAGUUUGGUGUAUUACGCUGAGAGGAUCCAGACUAAUCCUCACAACGACUUCAAUAGUAUACCACUUGGGCUCUGGUGGGCCCUGGUUACUAUGACAACCGUCGGCUACGGUGACAUGGCGCCGAAGACCUACGUUGGGAUGUUCGUUGGAGCGCUGUGUGCUUUGGCCGGUGUGCUGACGAUAGCCCUGCCAGUGCCAGUCAUCGUAUCCAACUUCGCGAUGUACUACUCGCACACCCAGGCUCGCGCCAAACUUCCCAAGAAGAGGCGAAGAGUUAUCAACGUCGAGCCAACCAGGCCACCUAUCCAACACUUUGUCGCAGGUGCGCCUGGGCCUGGGGGCCCCGUGGGCCCUAUGGCCCCGGGGAUGGGCCCUCAAGCUGUAAAUCGGCGGAUGAAUGCCAUCAAAACCAACCACCCCAAGGACAUGAUGGGGCCUAACAUGGUCGCAAGCCUGAUGCCCGGAAUGGACCUAUCUGUCACGACUCGCCUCACUCCAAGUCCUCGCGACAUGAGCCCCGCUUUGGCCAUAGCGAUACCUAUGAUGAAGUCAGUCAAUAUUGUCCCUUCACAAUGCUUCGACAAUAUGGCGUUCCAUGGUGAGAAACCUGAAAAUCGAAGUGAUGAAAGCGAGAAGAGUGACAGUAAAACUACUAGUCGCCAGGAAUCAGUCGAAAGCGACAAUACUGUAAGAGCGAAUAACUACAAAAAUGAAUAUAUGGACAAGGUUGAGGAAAAAACUGAUGCAAGAACACCGUUGCUGAGAGAUCAUAAGAUUGAAUCUCUUGAUGAGAGUAAGCUUAGGGAGAAUAAAACUGAAAAAAGGAAGUCUUCGGCUUCAACAUAACAAAUAUAUCACUACCGAUGUAGGCUAUUGACCAAUAGUACUAAGAGAGUGGCUUUGCUAAUGUCAAUAAACUUUGCCGUUAGACCUGUUUACCUAUAUCAGGUUAGGUUAGCGGACACCGGAAAAAAUGAUUUUUCAGAAUUUUUAAUUUACUUUUUAAUAAAAAAAAGUCUCGUUAUUCAUUAGCAAAGUCUAAAAAUGGGUCCUGGAUCAUGCGUAGUUUGUUAAUGCAAACAUAAAAUGAUAAGAUUGCCUUUAAUAUAAACCAGCGUUAUCUUUCUUUUAAUAUGAUGUGACAAAAUUAAAAACUAAUUUAAGGGUUUGUAAUUGUUUGGCCUAAAGUGUUCGAGCUAAAUUUUUGUAUGGAAGUGGAAUGAAGAAUGAAUUGUUUUGUCACAUGCUAUUAAAACAGCGAAAGUAUUUAUAAAAUAUUGUCUUAAAAUCAAGCAUUGAAGGCCGUGAUUAGACUAAGCUAGAUAAGAAUAUAUUAGCACAAUACCAAUGUUUUAUAUUAUAACACAUAAUGUACGUACAAAUAGCUGCCUGUCACAAAUAUAAUGUAAUUGUAGCUUUUUAUUUAGUGUUUUAUAAAAUAGACGCUUAUUUGAAAGAAAAAGAGAUUAAUUAAAACAAGUACACAUUUAUUUUAGCGUUCGUAUCGCAGUUAUGGCAAUUUAUAAAUUAUAAUUUGAUCACUAUUGUAAUUGUAACAGAAUAACAAACAAUGCACACAUAAACUGACGUCCAUUUACGACAUAAGCAAAGACUAUGGAAUUCCAUUUGCUCCGAUCCUGACACACCUCUUUUGUUUCAUGCCACAUUCAUCAAAUUGUUUCAUACCCGCAUUACCGGCGCCCUUUGGGAAUCGGGCUCGAUAUUUUAAGGACAUCUCCAAUUUAGUCAAUACAAUCACAACAAACAUGUUUUCAGGCCAAAUGGCCCGAGUUACAAAUACAAUAAUAAAUUAUUUCCUUCCCAGAUGCUGUCCUAAUAUUGAUGAAUAUAAGUUCCCUUAAUUUAAUCCCUGAAAUGUCAUUUUAAGCAUUCUUUGUAAAAACAACACCAUGUUGGAUUUUCCUUCGUUGUAAGUACUAUUGUCAUAAAUUAUAAUGUAUUUUUAUUUGUUUGUACAUUGACCAAAUUGGAGAUACAUCCUUAAGGUUCAGUACGAUCUACUCUGAACCGGCGUGCGUGUAUGAAGCAAUUGACGAAUGUGGAGGAAGCAAGAGAAGUGUGUUAGGAUCGAAGCAAAUGGAAUUCCAUAUUCUUUGCUUACUCCGGUGGGAAAUAGGCGUAAGUUUAUAUAUGUACUUAUGUGUAUUAUUCUUUGUAUAAUAUUUGUUUUGAUAUCAAUUUUGUAAAUUCAUAUCACAUUUAUUUGCCUAAUUAAAACAUAUAGAAUUAUACUGUAGUUGAAUAACCAAGUAUUUCUUAGAACGGUUAAUGUUAUCUAGAUACUGAUUUCUAAAAUGUGAACAUCGUUCGCUGUCCAUUAGAAAAAUAUCAUCCUUGGGCAUAAUUGUGUAAGUAAAAUCAAAACGUAUGAACUUUACAAGGUGUGACAUCGUGACAUCGUAACGAAUACUAAAGGGCAUGGUUCAGACCAUGACGUCAACACAGAAUCAUGAUCUGAAUCAUCCUUCAAAGCUUUCGUUACGAUAUUACUAACAGCCUGUAUUUAUGUUAAAUUACUUCGGAAGGAACUGUUUUUGGAUUUUAAAGGUCAUUUGGAGAUAAUACUGAACUAAAACCGAUGAUGAAAAAUACAUCUAUACACCUUCCACUACCACAGACCGCCUCAUCAUUCGGGGAGCGUUCGAAUCAUGCCCACCUAUAUGACUUCACUGAAUUUGUGAACCACCCACAAUUCAACAAGUUUGUUUUUCAAAUCGAUCUGACUGGGAAUCGUAUCUAGGAACUCACAGUGUGCUUUUUUUAAAGUUCAUCUUUUUUAUUUUGCUUAUACAAUAACGUCAUCCAGUAGUUUGAACCGUUAAAACCCAUUAUAUCAUGUUAGAUAAAUAUAAGUAACCAACAUAGAUUUAAACGAUUGUGAACCAUCUCGACAUAGAUUUUGUUUGUCAAAUAUCUAAAAAUACGUGAACGUGACUCGUUUGGGUUACAUUGAAUAAAAAAAUAAAAACGUUGAUUACUAAAUGUAACUUAACGAGAACAUUGUACUGUUGCAGUAGAAUUCGAGAAAGUUUGAUAUGCGAAAUAAUUAUUAUAACAUAGUCAUGAAUUACCAGAUUCUAGCCGACAAGCGCGAGAGGCGACACAGAAGUGAGAGGGCCGAUUUACCACCUAUACCAUCUAAUAACCGUCAACUACAAUGCCAGUCGUGCGGCCGCUACUGUCACUCUCGCAUUGGACUUUACAGCCAUUUUAAAAGCUGCUACAGAAACGCUGUUUGAAUCAUCUGAUAAAGAUGUAAAGGCCUGAUGAUGAUGAUGAUGAUGAAUUACCAAAAUGAUUUUCGAACAACAGGACAACUAUCUAACUUCAAAGUUACUCUUAGUUUAUCAUAAACUUCAUCCAAUGCACUAAUUGCCACAAUACUUAUUUGUAAGUACUAUACAGAAAGAAAAAACGAAUAAUGAUUUAUGUCUAUUAAGGACGCUCAAUACAAACUUAAGUAAUGCUCAAUACACAGCAAAAAUAUACAAAACCAUUAAGGUACGAGUUGGCAGUGGACGACAUGAGGCAGCAGCAGACAACGUGUCGCAGCGACACAACUGGUUUCUAUGUAUUUCUAUAGCGGCGACAUGUCGUCGGCAAUGAAAGA
Molecule: messenger RNA, 5110 nt
Organism: Pectinophora gossypiella (pink bollworm)
Lineage: Eukaryota; Metazoa; Arthropoda; Insecta; Lepidoptera; Gelechiidae
Gene: Shaw
Product: potassium voltage-gated channel protein Shaw-like
Exons: 10
Coding region: 448-2325 (625 amino acids)
Biological process (GO): potassium ion transmembrane transport; protein homooligomerization
Cellular component (GO): axon; neuronal cell body membrane; dendrite membrane
Molecular function (GO): delayed rectifier potassium channel activity; protein binding
Source: RefSeq, a predicted model, not a curated record